AUGGAGGUCCUCGGGCGACAGGCUCGGCAAAUGGUGCUGCAAGCAUGGCAGCGCCAACUCUCCGAUCCGGAUGACACAUCGGGUCGGAGAGUAGCCGAGGCCAUCCACCCCUGUCUGGCGAAGUGGCUGGACAGGGGAUGGGGCGGAGUCACGUUCCGGAUGGGCCAGGUACUCACCGGACAUGGAUGUUUCGGUGAGUACCUGUGCAGGAUAGGGCGCGAGCUCGGGCCACGCUGCCACCACUGUGGCGCAGACCAGGACACGGCGCAGCACACGCUGGAGCAUUGUCCAGCGUGGGCGGACGUGCGCCGUGUCCUGGUUCAACAUAUUGGUCGGGACCUCUCGUUGCCGGCGGUGGUCAUGAGUUCGAUCACCGAGAGCGAGAGGUCAUGGAGGGAGUUCGCCUCCUUCUGCGAAAGCGUGCUCUCGCAGAAGGAGGCGGCCGAACGCCUCCGGGAACCCGAGCGUCCCGGAGGAUUGCGGCGUCGCGGGGGAAGGGGCUGA
Messenger RNA from Ooceraea biroi (clonal raider ant), 504 nucleotides. RefSeq lists its product as uncharacterized. Lineage: Eukaryota; Metazoa; Arthropoda; Insecta; Hymenoptera; Formicidae. The record is from RefSeq and is a predicted model, not a curated record.